ACAUACAGCGUAAUGUUUCAGUCAACUUAUUUACAGAGGAAGCUAGAAACCAUUCAUUUCAUUUAAAUAAUAUUCAUUGUUCGUAUCACUUAUUAUAAAAAUCGUUUAGUCCUGUCUUUUUCAAACACCAAAUAUUAGUAAGGAUUACGCAGUUCUUGCCGUCGUCUCUCAACCAUUUUCAUGCGGUACCCAGUGUGCGGCUUUAUAUAAAAUAAUAGUUGUAUACUAUAUUUCGAUUGCUUUUUAUGACUUAUUAAGUGUUACCAAACUGGACGUAGUGCUAAAUUCUAGUUUCAUUACCAAGGUUGAGCCUUAUAUUUUACGGAAGGUAAUUCACUCUCAGUUCCCGGGUAUUUGAAUUUUUGUAAAUUAUUGUUGAAUUCUUUUUUUCGUUUUAUUUUACUGGGAAUAUUUAGAUUCAACGAUUUUCGCUCUAGUUUUGCUUGUUCCAAAGUAGAAGAUUUCAUUAUAUAAAAGCUAUCUGGAAGAUCGUUGCUUUUUCCCCUUUAUUUUACAUAUCGAGUAGUAUAACUAUUGAGACUAUGCCUCCUAUAACAGCAGAAGAAUCCGAAAAAGGUUCCGAAAACGUCGGGUUUGAUCCUUCUUCUACAUUAUUAGGUAGAUUCCUUAUAUUCCUAGUUGUAGCCUUAUGCUUCUCGUUCAUUAUUUUGAUGUUAUUUCGACAACGAAGAAAUGCCUUGCAAGUUUUGCAAGAGCAACAAGAACUUAUGUCGAGACAACGGAGAGGCCGCAUUGAAGCUACUGAUGCGGCCUUACAGAGACGACGAAACAAGGAGCCUUUGCCUACAUAUGAACCUCCAGAAAUACCUAGUUUUGAUGAUAUUGAAGACUAUCCUGUCUCAAAUACUCCUCCACCGCCUGCUACUUUUAAUGAACUUGGAGAAUUCGUCGAGCAAAAUGCCGGUAGCACUGCUGAUUUCUCUGAGAGACCACCUUCUUACGAAAACAUAUCCAUUGCCCAGGAUAAAACGAGUCCCAACUAAAUCCUUGGCCUUUUUCCUUUUGUUCCUGUAUUUUUGUUUUUCCUUACUUCUACAUGUCGUUUUUAUGUUACACUGCAAUAAUCAAUGCAUUAGGUUUGGCUUACGC
Messenger RNA from Schizosaccharomyces octosporus yFS286, 1110 nucleotides. RefSeq lists its product as uncharacterized. The coding region runs from base 543 to 1004 and encodes 153 amino acids. The transcript has a single exon. NCBI's taxonomy places the organism in Eukaryota, Fungi, Ascomycota, Schizosaccharomycetes, Schizosaccharomycetales, Schizosaccharomycetaceae. The record is from RefSeq and is a predicted model, not a curated record.